CGGAAAUGGGUUUUGGAUAAGACAGUGAAAGCGGCAGCCAGUUGCCCCAGACCACCGGUGGGGAAGUCGCGGCUGUUCAGUUUUAAGAAGUUGCUUCUCGGUCUAGGUGUUCGAGGGCCUCGCAGUGAGGAAACGUCCCCAGCACCAUGGGGGGCGGCGACCUGAAUUUGAAGAAGAGCUGGCACCCACAGACUCUCCGCAAUGUGGAGAAAGUGUGGAAGGCUGAGCAAAAGCAUGAGGCGGAGCGGAAGAAGAUCGAGGAGCUUCAGCGGGAGCUGCGGGAGGAGAGGGCCCGGGAAGAGAUGCAGCGUUAUGCGGAGGAUGUUGGGGCUGUCAAGAAAAAAGAAGAGAAAUUGGACUGGAUGUACCAGGGCCCUGGUGGGAUGGUGAACCGGGACGAGUACUUGCUGGGGCGCCCCAUUGACAAAUACGUGUUUGAGAAGAUGGAGGAGAAGGAGGCAGGCUGUUCUUCUGAGACAGGACUUCUCCCAGGCUCUAUCUUCGCCCCAUCAGGUGCCAAUUCCCUUCUUGACAUGGCCAGCAAAAUCCGGGAGGACCCCCUCUUCAUCAUCAGGAAGAAAGAAGAGGAGAAAAAAAGAGAGGUAUUGAAUAAUCCUGUGAAAAUGAAGAAAAUCAAAGAAUUGUUGCAAAUGAGUCUGGAAAAAAAGGAGAAGAAAAAAAAGAAGGAGAAGAAAAAGAAGCAUAAGAAACACAAGCACAGAAGCUCAAGUAGUGAUCGAUGCAGCAGCGAGGACGAGCGUAGCCGAGGGAGAUCUCAAAAGAAGAGGGCAAAUUCUUAUCCUGUUUUGUCCAGAGUCCCUGGAUAUGGCUUACAGAUCAGGGACUCUGAUCGUAGCCAAAGACUGCAGGGUGCUGAACAAAAGGGGGUACACAAGUCUAAGAACCACUCCAGAUCCAGAAGCUCCUCCCACUCACCUCCCAGACAUGCCAGCAAGAAAAGUACCAGAGAAGUAGGGUCUCGGGACAGGAGGUCGCGAUCCCCAGGCAGAAGGUCGCACUCCCCAAGGCCAAGCAAACAGCACAACUCUAAGGUAACAAGGAGAGACAGAGGCCGAACUAAGAGCCCAUCGCCUAAAAAAGAGGUUUACCAAAGGCGGCAUGCUCCCGGGUACACCAGAAAACUCUCAUCAGAGGAAUUAGAGCGAAAGCGGCAAGAGAUGAUGGAAAAUGCCAAGUGGCGGGAGGAAGAGAGACUGAACAUCCUGAAGCGGCACGCUAAGGACGAGGAACGGGAGCAGCGGCUGGAAAAGCUAGACUCCCGGGAUGGGAAGUUUAUCCACCGCAUGAAGCUAGAGAGUGCGUCUACAUCCUCUCUGGAGGAUCGAGUGAAACGGAACAUCUACUCUCUGCAGAGGACCUCAGUAGCUCUGGAGAAGAACUUCAUGAAAAGAUGAAAACCAUCCCCUCUCAUGUGUUUUCCUGAAUUUUCCAGGGAGGCCACUGACCACUUAAACAUUCUCUUUAUAAGAGUUCAGGUGACUUCUUCCACAGAUGUCAAAGCACCACUGUUCAAAGUGACUCUUGAUUCCUGAAGCAGCUCACUUUUGAGAACCAGUGUGACUUGCUUUAUGGAGCACUCAGUGACUUUUUAUGGGUCUCGACCUGUUUCUUAAAAAGCAGGUACUAGAUCCUCUAGAUGUGAGGUCGGAUGCUGCUCUGGAAGACUGCUGCCCGUGGUCGUGAUGUUUAUUCUGUUCUAUCCCCCCAGUCUGGCGAACAGACUUACCCAGCACCUCUGUAUAGACUAUAGUCUUCAGAAAUAGCUCUCUCCAUGGUCACCCAGAUAAAUUGUGUUUGUUUGGGUAAAUGAACAUCCACUUAACUUGGGAGUUAUGUGACAGGAUGAUGUCAGGUUAGGUUAGAGCCAAGGGAAUGACAGGGAGUCUAGAAAAAAAUACAAACAAGCCCUAAGUGAACUGUUGAACCAUUUGGAUUAUAUUUUGAACUGUAAAAGUGUAGUGUGUAUAUAUGUACAAAUGUGUAAUUUUUACGUGCUUUUUAAAAAAAAGUUAGCUUUGUGAGACUAUCUCAGUUGGUAAAGACUGCUGUGUGAGGAAGCCACCCCAUCUUGUGUGGAGUCACAGUAAGGCAGUCAGGUGCGCCUGGCCCUCUGCAAAUCCCGCUAGUUUUAAGAGGGACCUUUGUUUAUGGAUAGGGUCUAGAUUAGCUCCCCUUUUAUAGGGCUUGGUCUCUGGUGUGACCUGUAGUGGUGAAGUCAAAUAAUUUUAGGAGUCAUUAUGCAACCUGGCUCUUAAACAGAAGUUAUUUAUUUCUUGGCUUCCCUUUUAUCAUGUAAUAAUCACAUAAUUCUAGGUUUCCAGGAAUUGUUUCCUACUAUUUUUUGGUCAGGUAUUAAAAAACCCCAAAAACUCCUGA
This is a messenger RNA of Condylura cristata (star-nosed mole), 2397 nucleotides long. RefSeq names its product CWC25 spliceosome-associated protein homolog (S. cerevisiae) (gene CWC25). NCBI's taxonomy places the organism in Eukaryota, Metazoa, Chordata, Mammalia, Eulipotyphla, Talpidae. The record is from RefSeq and is a predicted model, not a curated record. Gene Ontology annotation, cellular component: U2-type spliceosomal complex. Bases 147 to 1415 code for a protein of 422 amino acids. Gene Ontology annotation, biological process: mRNA splicing, via spliceosome. The transcript is spliced from 10 exons.